AAUCUGUCAUACUUGUCAGUCUGCUGUCAGUCUCGUCUCAUCUUGUUUCUUUGAUUUUUUUGUUGUGUAUUUAUUUUUGAUUUAUAAUCAUAAUUAAAUUAUACAUUGGUUACACAGCUAUUUAUCGUGUCACCGAUAUUCCUAUAAGUGCUAAACUUCAGUGCUACACAUAUCUACAAAUCCACAGUGAUCACGAAAAGCUAUUGGUGUUCGAGUUAUUGUAAAAUAGUUUUUAUAAGACAGUGAAAAUGCCAGGCAUUGCAACCAUGUCCCUUGACAAUAUGUUUUGCACCCGCUGUGGUGAAGGUUUUGAGACCAAUAAAAAGAUCGUCAACUCCAAUGGAGAACUCUGGCAUACCAACUGUUUUGUAUGCGCCCAAUGCUUCAGAGUGUUCCCAGAGGGUAUUUUUUACGAGUUCGAAGGCCGCAAGUACUGUGAACGUGAUUUCCAGGUGCUAUUUGCUCCAUGCUGCGGAAAAUGUGGCGAGUUCAUCAUCGGUCGCGUGAUCAAAGCGAUGAACGCUAACUGGCACCCUGCCUGCUUCCGUUGCGAGGAGUGCAAUGUGGAACUAGCAGACGCCGGCUUCAUCAAGCAUGGCGGUCGUGCUCUGUGCCACGGCUGCAACGCGCGCAUCAAGACCGACGGCCUGCAGAACUACAUGUGCCAUAAGUGCCAUGGCGUGAUCGACGGCGAGCCGCUGCGCUACCGAGGCGAGGUGUAUCACGGGUACCACUUCACGUGCGCCACGUGCGGCGUCGAGCUCGACCACACCGCGCGCGAGGUCAAGCACCGCCCCGGGUACGCUGCCAACGACGUGAACAAUCUAUUCUGCCUCCGCUGCCACGACAAGAUGGGUAUACCGAUCUGCGGCGCUUGCCGCCGCCCCAUCGAGGAGAGAAUCGUAACUGCCCUUGGCAAGCAUUGGCAUGUUGAGCACUUCGUUUGCGCCAAGUGCGAGAAGCCUUUCCACGGCCACCGCCACUACGAGAAGAAAGGGCUGGCCUACUGCGAGCAGCACUACCACCAGCUCUUCGGGAACCUGUGCUAUGUCUGCAACCAAGUCAUUGCUGGUGAUGUAUUCACGGCGUUGAACAAGGCGUGGUGCGUGCACCACUUCGCGUGCGCGGUCUGCGACGCGCCUCUCAGCACGCGCAGCAAGUUCUACGAGUACGACGAGCGGCCCGCUUGCCGCCGCUGCUACGAGCGUCUGCCUUCCGAAUUACGCCGCCGUUUGCGCCGCGCGCAUAACUACACGCUAAAACGCAAUUAGACGAUUGUCUAUUGUUCCGCGUCAAAAAAAAACUAAUCUUGCAUUAAAACGUCACAGCCCUAUAGCCGCCUAACUAGUGCCGUAGUGUAAGCGUUGCGUCGCAGUGCGUCAAGUUCUACGAGUACGACGAGCGGCCCGCCUGCCGCCGCUGCUACGAGCGUCUGCCUUCCGAAUUACGCCGCCGUCUGCGCCGCGCGCAUAACUAUACACUAAAACGCAACUAACUGGCUGGAGUGGCUGGCUGGUUAUUUACUCCACGUCAAAAAAAAACUAAACUCCGCCGCAUUCACUGUUAUUAUGUAGAACGUCGCAACCCUAUAGUCGCCUAAAGUGCCGUAGUGCCAGCGGUGCGUCGUAGCGUCAAGUUCUACGAGUACGACGAGCGGCCCGCCUGCCGCCGCUGCUACGAGCGCCUGCCUUCCGAACUGCGCCGUGCGCAUAACUACACGCGGUUGUCUAUUUCACCGGCGUCAAAAAAAAAAAAACAUCCACGCAUUAAUAACAGUUUAUCUAAAGAACGUCACAUCCCUUAGUCGCCUAAGUGCUAGAAGUGCGUUACGUAGCGUUGGCAAGUUCUAAGAGUACGACGAGCGGCCCGCCUGCCGCCGCUGCUACGAGCGUCUGCCUUCCGAACUACGUCGCCGUCUGCGCCGUGCGCAUAACUACACACUAAAACGCAACUAACUGGCUGGUUAGGUUAUUUACUCCACGUCAAAAAAAACUAAACUCCGCCGCGCAUUCAGUUAUUAUGUAGAACGUCACAACCCUAUAGUCGCCUAAAGUGCCGUAGUGUAAGCGUUGCGUCGCAGUGCGUCAAGUUCUACGAGUACGACGAGUGGCCCGCCUGCCGCCGCUUCUACGAGCGUAACGCAAACGGAACUAACUGGCUGGUUGUGAACGAUUGUAUUUUCUUUUUCUCCGUGUCAAAAAAAGUUAAAAGAUCCGCGCGUUAAAUAACCGAUAACUGCCCGAAAACAAAAAAAAACCUAUAACGUCCCUGUAUGCACUGUAUGCGUAGUGACUUAUGGAGGAAAAAUUAUGGAACUCGGCCGCGAGAAAAUUAGUAUAGGACUUGUAUGACUAACUAAAAGUAACCAACAUAGCGUGCAGAACUGCCAAAUUAAAUGGCAGUGGGCGCGGCUCGCUCGCUGAGUAAAUAUACUUUAGCAACGUUGCACGAUAAAAGUGCCUUAGUGCUAGCAGUGCUUUCCCGGUGCCUAGAAUCCUUGCAAAGGACAUCAAUGUGUGCACUGCACUGAUCCAAGUUGACAAUAUUUAGGAAAAAAGCCAACUGUCAAGUUAAAUGAUCUGCCUUUUUAUACAAACCUAUAUUUAUAAAUCAAAGAAUAUGAAUUAUAAUUCCAUAUAUUACAUUUCUAACUUUUAUAAUAUACAUUUAUGUUUAAUGUUAAAAUGACACAAUUUUAAAUCUAGCUGUAAGUGUAUUUCUUAAAAUAAUAAUGCGCCUCAAGUGCCUAGAUAUAAAAAAUGCUAUUGCCGCCGCAAGCUCGGACUUAAUAGCGAUAUGUAUUAAAAGUUGAAGUGCCUACGCUAUAAGGAAAACUAAAAAAUACUAUUGAUAUACAUUAUUGUUUAGAUUUGUGCAUAAACGGAAUAAGAUGGGCCCGUAUUACGAAACGACGUUUAAAGCUUAAUUGAAACCUAAGCAUUCUGUAUUGUUUUAAAUUACUGAGAUGUAACAAAACUGGUUUGAUCUGUGGUUGACAAUUUUUAGCGCCCGUUUUGUAGUACUUUAUUUUAUGAACUAAUUAUAUUUUUUUUGUUAAUGAAUACUUUAAUUAGUUUAAUAAUGGAAUAAUUUAGUAACUAAAAGUAUGUGUAUUUAACCAUUAAAAUUGCCAUAUUGGUUUUAAUAAAAAUUGUAUUUACUAAAA
Messenger RNA from Ostrinia nubilalis (European corn borer), 3166 nucleotides. It is a transcript of the gene stck, whose product is annotated as LIM and senescent cell antigen-like-containing domain protein 1. The transcript has 9 exons. The record is from RefSeq and is a predicted model, not a curated record. Lineage: Eukaryota; Metazoa; Arthropoda; Insecta; Lepidoptera; Crambidae. The coding region runs from base 249 to 1271 and encodes 340 amino acids. Gene Ontology annotation, cellular component: cell-cell junction; focal adhesion; cytoplasm. Gene Ontology annotation, biological process: cell-cell junction organization; positive regulation of substrate adhesion-dependent cell spreading; cell-cell adhesion.